Clonostachys solani is the source of this 2229-nucleotide messenger RNA. Lineage: Eukaryota; Fungi; Ascomycota; Sordariomycetes; Hypocreales; Bionectriaceae. The record is from the annotation of a GenBank genome assembly.
AUGGUGGAUCAGACCGAGUCCGCCGUCCGCCGUCGAAGAAGACCGGCGACAACUGGCGAUUGCAUCUAUCAUACUGGGCCGCUCCCGAGGACGAGUCCUCGUCAACAGCGCUUCAAUCAGCCUGGUGAGGGUGACUUGGGGUCCGGGUCCGAGAACUCAACCCUAGUUGAGAAAGCGUCAAAUAGAAGUGGGAAAUUGACGGCCGGGACUUCGUCACCCCAUGCACACUCGAAAGACUCACCCUCCUCGGCGGAAGGCUCUGCUCAGGAGCUGGAUGAUUUGAAGAACAGGAUUCGGAAGCUUGAGGAUCAGCUAGCCAAGACGUCGAUAAGAUCACCCACCAUAAGAUACCCCGGAGGAGAGUCAACGCCCGAGGCAGACACAAGCACGGCGUUACUUGAUGGCACCUUUCACUUCCAGCAACAGGCCCAUGAGGUAGGCCAGCCUCAAGCGGUCGCUCGAGGCUUCUCCCACAAAUCUCGCGUGUUUGGGAAAAGCCACUGGGUUAAUAGCAUCGCACCGCCUCAGCUCAUUGGUGGCGGGACACCAAAGGCUCUGACCACUGUACACAAAUGUAAACAACUGGCGAGAGUCAUCAAAUCACGGUGGUCUCCAAAAUGGCCAACUGAAUUCACAACCGAACUACCCCGGAAGGACAUUGCCGAUGACCUUGUUGAUUGCUACCUCAGAACCACCGAGACUGUGUAUCGGGUCUUACACAUACCUAGCUUCAGAAGAGAUUACGAAUCGCUGUGGAUUUCUGACGGUAAGAAAGAUACAGGAUUUCUGGCCUCGCUAAAGUUGGUCCUUGCUAUUGGGGCUGUCACCUAUGAUGACAAGUUCUCCAUGCGCAUGUCCGCUCGUCGGUGGAUUUACGAGGUACAGACCUGGCUCUCAGAACCAGAAUUCAAGUCCAGGUUGGAUAUCCAGUUUAUGCAAACUAGAAUCCUAUUGCUUCUUGCCCGAGAUCUGGUCAAAGUCGGAGGAGACUCAACAUGGGUUAGCACCGGCGAGGUUAUAAGAACAGCGGUGAGUUUGGGGCUUCACCGGGACCCAAAAAGGCUACCGGCAAAACCCAAACUUGUCUGCGAGAUGCGUCGGAGGCUCUGGAACACAGUGCUGGAGAUUGAUACCCAGACGAGUCUGCACAAUGGGAGCAUGCACAGCAUCUACAUGGAGGAAUCAGAUACGGAGAUGCCGGGAAAUUUCAACGACGAACAAUUAUUGCACGAGGGAGCUAUUCCGUCGCCCGAAACAGAGUUCACUCAAAUGUCCUUCAUUCUCAUUCUCCGCAAGUCUCUUGAAUUGCGUCGUAUGAUUGUUAGAUUUUUGAAUAGCAUCAACUCUCGAGGGACAUAUGAAGAGACGCUUCAGCUGGAUGCACAACUCAGGAAGAUGUAUAAAGAUCUCUACAAGAACAUGCACGGAUAUACUAUAGGAGCAUCUCCUAGCAUAUUCUCGUCGAGCUUUGUCGAUCUCCUUUUGCAGCGCUAUAUCUUAGCCCUUCACGCUCCAUAUUUCGGACCAUCGCUGAGUGAGAUAAGAUACUCAUUCUCAAGGAAGAUGGUGAUCGAGGUUGGACUUAAGAUAUGGUGCACGAUAUACCCAAAUUCCGCGACGAGAUCUUCUGUUACUGCAGGAGCAGAUCUAGCUUCUGGUGCCCAUGACUUUUGGCGCUGGGUUACGAGUGGCAGUGGUUUCUUCCGCUAUGGUUUCGCGCAGGUGUUAGCCCUCAUUGCCAUUGAACUCAGAGCUCAGAUCCGAGAGCAGGAGUGUCUAGGUCCUGCACCAUUGCGGUCUGACCUGAUGAACGUCUUGGGGCAAGGACUUGACUGGUGUGUUCGCUGCAUCGAACGUGGAGAGACAAAUGUGCGAGGAUAUAUGCUGCAGUCUGUGGCGAAAGCUCAGAUCGAGGGCCUUCAGCAAGGACGUUCAAAUGAGGAAGUAGCAAUAUCGAUGAUACUUUCUGCAGAAGAAUGCGCAGGGCAUGCCCUUGCACUAUUGCAGGAUACGUUCGCACAGACUCAGGGAGAUGAAAACACCAACAUCCCGGAACAAUUUGCAGCAGUGAACCCCACGUCUGCGACAGGCAUCGGUUGGGAUUUUGAGAUGCCAGACGAGAUGUUUAAUUUCAAUAUGGAUGAUCCCACGAGACUGGCUGUUGACGAGGACAUGAUGGCGAACUCCAUGUUUGGGAAUUUCUUCCAUGACGUCUCCUUCCUGGGCUGA